Molecule: messenger RNA, 930 nt
Organism: Paraphaeosphaeria sporulosa
Lineage: Eukaryota; Fungi; Ascomycota; Dothideomycetes; Pleosporales; Didymosphaeriaceae
Product: SFT2-domain-containing protein
Exons: 6
Coding region: 142-795 (217 amino acids)
Biological process (GO): vesicle-mediated transport
Cellular component (GO): membrane
Source: RefSeq, a predicted model, not a curated record
GCGGCUCCUCGAAAGGCUUCGGUGCAACUGCAGCCCAUCCUCUCCACCAUCGCUGUGUGUUCCAGUCCAAAACAGGCUUCUUCCUGCGCCAGCAUCCACAUCUUGGCCGCGACCCGACCGAGAACAGCACCACCACGCAGCAUGGCGUCUGCCUCGUUCCGCGACUCGAUGAACUCUCUAGGAUGGACCAGAAGAGAUCCCGAUGUUCCCGUGAACACCGCGCCGCCCACCCUGAUGGGACGGCUUCAGAACUUGAACCCCUUCGGGUCGGGGGGCUAUGUCAGGCUGCCGACCUCGAAUGAUGGACCCGGAGCACCUCUACCCGCACCAACGAGGAGAGAGGAAGAAGAAGGGUUCUUUGCCCUGAGUCGAUGGGACCGCAUGCUGAUCUUUGGCGGGUUGCUGCUUGCGUCGGUAGCGUUGUUUGCUACCUGCAUUGGACUUAUGUUCACACCCAUCUUCAUCGCUCGGCCAAGCAAAUUUGCCAUACUUUGGUCGAUGGCUAGUUUACUCUUCCUAUGCGCCUGGGGCGUCUUGAUGGGUCCUUUGACUUACAUCCAACAUCUUGUGUCUGGGCCUCGACUACCCUUUACGGCGGCUUACUUUGGCACCAUUGCCCUCACACUCUACUUUAGUCUGGUGCUCCAAAUGUUCAUCCUCACAUUCAUUGCUACCGUUGCACAGCUGGUAGCCCUCGCCUUCUACACGGUAUCAUACUUCCCCAUGGGCUCCACGGGCCUGCGAUUUGCUGCACGCUUUGGGGGAAACCGCGUCGCCGCCUGGAUGAAUGACUGAGCCCAGGCAGCGCAACUGGCACCGAGUAUGUCGUGUCUGGGUGGCGCGGUGUCUGGGCGGAGCGACGCGUCGUGCGUCGCGUCUUUGUUACGAAGCAAACACACCUUUCCGGGGCAUCAAACCGGUCAAGUAGAA